AGGCCCCAAUAUAUAUAAAAGCAAAUCUUAGUCAGUCGUGAACAACCAAGAGAAUCAAGCAAGCGAGUAUGGGCUGCGAAAAUAAUGGUAAAGGAGGGCAUGAAAACAAAAAACGAAAGUUUGAUGAAAUGGAGAAUUCAACAAUUUACAAUGAGAUGCACAAAUCAGAAUCAAGUCCCUCCACACCCAAGUCUCCGCACGGUGAAGGAGGAAGCAAAAUCUCCUGUGUUACAGAUCUUGGAUCCACAGCAAAGGCAUUGAACUACGAUUCGUCAAAGAGAAAUGUGGCACUUCGGGUAAAUCUUGAGGUGAAGGAUGGAGAGUACAAUCUGAAGCUCACAAGUGUUCCCAUUGAAAACACAAAGACAGAGAAUGCACACACAUCAGCUAUGUUAAUGUCUCAAGGAGAGCUUCUUCGCAAACUUGGAGAGAAAUUACUUUCACAAUUAGGAUUGUCCUAUGAAUCUGAGAUUUAUAGAAGUUUGAACUUGCCAUUGCCAAACUAAACUAGCUCCCUGUUUUAUUUCAAUUCUCUGCGUUUCAGUUGAGUGACUUUGAGGACUUUGGUGAUUUUGUCUUUAUCACUCUCCUAACCGAUCAUCUCUUUCGUUAAAAUUCAUUUAUCAAUUAAAUACGUUCAAGUCAUGAAUGUCGCUCAAACUCGAUGUCACCAAGUAUUUUGGCUGAUUUUGAGGUUUCAAAAAUGUUUGUUAGGAAGUAUCUUGCUUCUACUGAAUCACAUGAGAUGAUUCUUCACUAUCUAUAUGUAGACAUGAUUGGAGUAAUAAAUAAAAGUUGCCUUUAAUUUUUUAGUUGCAAA
Molecule: messenger RNA, 820 nt
Organism: Medicago truncatula (barrel medic)
Lineage: Eukaryota; Viridiplantae; Streptophyta; Magnoliopsida; Fabales; Fabaceae
Exons: 2
Coding region: 69-506 (145 amino acids)
Source: RefSeq, a predicted model, not a curated record